Sebastes umbrosus (honeycomb rockfish) is the source of this 1225-nucleotide messenger RNA. Its product is annotated as zinc finger and SCAN domain-containing protein 21-like. The transcript is spliced from 2 exons. Gene Ontology annotation, biological process: regulation of transcription by RNA polymerase II. The record is from RefSeq and is a predicted model, not a curated record. The coding region runs from base 93 to 1196 and encodes 367 amino acids. Gene Ontology annotation, molecular function: RNA polymerase II cis-regulatory region sequence-specific DNA binding; DNA-binding transcription factor activity. NCBI's taxonomy places the organism in Eukaryota, Metazoa, Chordata, Actinopteri, Perciformes, Sebastidae.
UUUGGUGCUUCCGUGUAGUUUGUGUUGGAGUCUGAGUCUGAACAGCGUAGCCACACACGAGCACGCAUGGGAAACAGACCCGGGUGAUUUAUAUGUGUAAAAAGUUACAAACAGUCCCUUUAACCGAGCGUGUCUGGAGGAAACGUUGCUGUGAUUCAGUAAAAAUGUCUAAGGUUCAGAUUUUGAGAGCUUUUGUCAACCGGCGACUAACUGCGGCUGCUGAAGAGAUAUUUGGGCUGUUUGAGAGAACGAUAGCAGAGUACGAGGAGGAACUGGAGUUCAGUUCAAAAGAGAAUCAACGACAACAGAAACUACUGGACGCUGUUUUGAACCCGGAAGUCCGGGUACACAGAGCAGACGUCCAGCAGCUGUUGGUGGUUGAAGAAGAGUUUCCCCCUGAGCAGCAGGAGUGGAGCUCCAGUCUGGUCCAGGAGGACCCAGAGCCCCCACACAUUAAAGAGGAACAGGAGGAACUCUGGACCAGUCAGGAGGGAGAGCAGCUUCAAGGGCUGGAGGAGGCUGAUAUCAAGUUCCCAUUCUCUCCUGUCCCUGUGAAGAGUGAAGAAGACGAAGAGGAACCUCAGUCCUCACAUCUUCAUCAACGACAAACUGAACAGAUGGAAACAGGAGCUGAUGGAGAGGACUGUGGAGGACCAGAACCAGCCAGGAACUCUGAUCCAGAUAGACAUUUACAACCAGAUACUGAUGAUAAGACUGGAGACUCCCCUCUCAGUGAUUUGAGAUGUAGUGCUGGUGAGAAGCGCUGCUCUGAGUGUGGGAAGACAUUUGGCGCCAGUGGAAAUCUGAAGAGACACAUGAGAUCUCAUACAGGAGAGAAACCUUUCAGCUGCUCAGUCUGCAAAAAAUCUUUUACACAGAGUGGAAGUUUAAAGUUACACAUGAGACUCCACACAGGAGAGAAACCAUUCAAUUGCUUAGUGUGUGGUAAAAGAUUUAUCCAGAAGGUACAACUGACAUACCACAUGGCACAUCACACAGGGAAGAAACCUUUCAGCUGCUCAGUGUGUGGUAAAAGUUUUAUCCAGAAGGUACAAUUGACAUACCACAUGAUGCAUCACACAGGACAGAAACCAUUUAAUUGCCUAGUUUGUGGUAAAAGUUUUAUACAAAAGGCAUAUUUUACACACCACAUGGCAGUUCACACGGGAGGAACGAUUCAGUUGGAGUGUUUGUAACAAAAGAUUUGCCUGGCUUCCAUUGGACA